Molecule: messenger RNA, 869 nt
Organism: Didymodactylos carnosus
Lineage: Eukaryota; Metazoa; Rotifera; Eurotatoria; Philodinida; Philodinidae
Source: the annotation of a GenBank genome assembly
AUGCUCGCCGCAGUCGCAGUACCAGUGUUACUCAGUAUUAAGGACAAAGCCACAAAAACAGAAUUAUUGCCUGGUGGCGUAACGAAAUAUACAACUAUGACUCAAACAAAUACUACAGCUAGAGUUUUAGCUGGUGUUUUUACUCUCGGGUUUACUGAAUUAAUGACUCAUUAUACGGAAAGUUAUCACUAUUUCUAUGGAAACGAAUAUUUAGGUGAGACCAAAAAUCAAGCCGCUGAUGCUGCAAACAAAAAAGCAUUAGAAUUUUGUAGUCAGGGAGAAUUCGAAGAAGCAAAAAAAUUAUUUAAUGCAGCUUAUCACACAUGUGUCAGCGGCUCUAGUGAUGAGCGAAAAUUCGAAAAUAGUAGAGAUGCAACAAAUAUUGCCGUUGAGGGGCAGAAUUUGCUCAAUAAUGGUAAAUUUUCAGAAGCACAGGCUAAAUUUCAGGAGGCCUACAACUUAUCAGAUGUCAGUGAGGUCUAUUCUAAAUUUUCAAGUUGUAAGAAUGCUGCGCAGAUUGAAGCAGAGAAACUUGCCGCUGAGAAACUCGCAGCGGAGAAACUUGCCGCUGAGAAACUUGCAGCGGAGAAAAGGGCAGCUGAGAAACUUGCAGCGCAGAAAAGGGCAGCUGAGAAACUUGCCGCUGAGAAAAGGGCAGCUGAGAAACUUGCCGCUGAGAAACUUGCAGCGGAGAAACUGGCAGCUGAGAAACUUGCCGCUGAGAAACUUGCAGCGGAGAAAAGGGCAGCAGAGAAACUUGCAGCUGAGAAAAGGGCAGCUGAGAAACUUGCAGCUGAGAAAAUGGCAGCUGAGAAACUUGCCGCUGAGAAACUUGCAGCUGAGAAGCUGGCAGCUGAGCUCGUUGGAGG